UCAGUCACGUGACAAUAUCACAACACGCCUGCGCACAGAAACAGAAGAUGGCGGAGAGUGCGGAACUGAAGCAAAUGGUGAUGAGCCUGCGGGUGUCAGAGCUGCAGGUGCUGCUGGGCUACGCUGGGCGCAACAAGCACGGGCGAAAGCAUGAGCUGCUGACCAAGGCACUGCACCUCCUGAAAGCUGGCUGCAGUCCAGCCGUGCACAUGAAGAUCAAAGAGCUCUACCGGAGACGCUUCCCUGCCAAAAUGGUCUCCCACUCAGAACUGGCCUUGCCUGGACCGCACCAUCCUGCCUCGGUAGGAGUGGUUGGGGGAGGGGGUGCUGUACUUCCCGCUGCCCUGACACAGUUAGCGUACGAGGGACAUGCUGGACACGGUGGAGCCCCGUCGCCUGCUGCCUUACUGCCUCUCUCACUGCUCGGCCCCUGGAAGCACGAGCUGGCUGGACUGACACACCACCUCUCCACCAUGGCCACACUGCAUCCGGUCCACCCAGAUGUCAAACUUCAGAGGCUGCCCUUCUACGACAUGCUGGAUGAACUCAUCAAGCCGACCAGUCUAGCGUCGGACAACAGCCAGCGGUUUCAGGAGACAUGCUUUGCCUUUGCGUUAACGCCACAACAAGUCCAGCAGAUCAGCAGCUCCAUGGACAUCUCUGGGUCCAAAUGUGACUUCUCAGUUCAAGUCCAGUUGCGGUUUUGCCUGUCAGAGACGAGCUGUCCUCAGGAAGACCAUUUCCCUCCAAAUCUCUGUGUGAAAGUCAACGGGAAGCCAUGUAACCUGCCGGGUUAUCUCCCUCCAACCAAAAACGGUGUUGAACCCAAGCGGCCCAGUCGGCCCAUCAACAUUACCUCACUUGUCAGAUUGUCCACUACAGUCCCCAACACCAUCGUGGUCUCGUGGACAUCUGAGAUUGGAAGGAACUUCUCCAUGGCUGUUUACUUGGUGAAGCAGCAGUCGUCCACAGUGCUAUUACAGAGACUCCGAGCAAAAGGCAUCAGAAACCCAGACCACUCCAGAGCACUCAUCAAAGAGAAGCUAACAGCCGACCCCGACAGUGAGAUUGCCACUACUAGCCUGCGAGUAUCCCUGCUCUGCCCGCUGGGGAAGAUGCGGCUGACGAUCCCGUGCAGGGCGCUGACAUGCUCCCAUCUGCAGUGCUUCGAUGCCACGCUUUACAUCCAGAUGAAUGAGAAGAAGCCCACCUGGGUGUGUCCUGUCUGUGACAAGAAGGCUCCCUACGAGCACCUCAUCAUCGAUGGGCUCUUUGUGGAGAUCCUCAACAGCUGCAUGGACUGUGAUGAGAUUCAGUUUAAGGAGGAUGGCAGCUGGGCCCCCAUGAGGUCGAAAAAGGAAGUGCAGGAAGUUUCCUCAGCGUCCUACAACAACGGGCUGGACGGCUCCUGUCGGACAUCUGAAGGCUCGGAGCAGCGGAGCUCCUCUUCUUCCAGCCACGGCAACGGCAGGAAAGUGGAAGUGAUCGACUUGACGCUGGACAGCUCCUCAGAUGAAGAAGGGCCAGAUUCGCCGGCUCCCCCACCUCCACCACUGCCUCCUCCCAUCAAAAGAGCGUGCCCAUCUCUGUCCCCGACCUCGCCUCCCAUCAUUAACAAAGGUGUGUUGAACCUGCACCACCAGGCCUCCCCCGUGAGCCGCACCCCCAGCAUGCCCACAAUAGACACCAGCUACAUGCCCCCGGUGCCCCCACUCAUCCAGGACUACAGGCCCUACUACCACACCCCCAACGACCUGUCAGAUUCUGCCUGUGCUUCAUUUCCAGAGUUGAACUUCUUCUCUUUCAUCCAAGGAGACAAUCAUCAGCAUUACAACAUGGUCAUGGCAGCGGCAGCAGCUGCCUCAGCCUCCGAUGAUCACGACCUGCUUCUCAACCACUUCCUGCCCUACACCACCUCCUCCUCCACCUCCCAGCUGUUCCUCGACCAAUCAGGCGCCUCCUCGGCCGCCUCGCUGACAGCACCGACCAACGGAGUGAGCAGCUCCGGCGGCGGCUUGGUGUCGUCCAGCGGCCUUCGAGACGUUAACUCCACACACGCAUCUUCACACACGGGCUCACACUCCUCACACACACACCCCGGGGUGGUAGCCAGCAGGAACAGCGCUGAAGCGACGGUGGCAGCUAUCUAUGGCGGGAUACCUGAUGUCAUAUCGCUGGACUGACCCGAGACUAGUCCACACUCUCUGGGCUCAGCUUGACUGCAGCAACACACCCAAGCAGACUGGCUGCAGGCUGAAGGCUAGAUCCAGAGAUCAGACUGGCACCAAGUCAUCAGACUCAUUGGGGCGGAGCCUAAGUGACGAGGCUGCCUUUACAAGAGCACUAAUUAAACCAGUGAGUGACAUCACUCUACGGGGACAGCUGUGGUCAUUGUGUUGGUGUAUGUAUACUGACCUCAGAUCAGAGCUGCUUUACUUCUUUACUGGUACCACCUCUGCACAAACGACCAAGAUGCUACCUGAGCUAACACACAAGGUCAGAUGCUUCUUUUGUUUUUUCCUGAAACAGAAACCAGGAGUGGCACCGUGUAUAGAGAACAAAAUCUAUUUUCCUCUUUUACUUUUGUACGUCGGGACAUUUUCAGCCUGCUGCGCUGCUUGGAUGGCUGUUUCCGAGAGGAGGACCUUCUCUAACAGAGCUUACAGAUGAACGCUGGUCGCCAUCUUCUGGUCUCUAAAGACACAGAUCCAGUCUGCGUCAGUUCUCUCUGCUUUUCUCUUCUGCUGUUAUGGUGUUUCUGUUCUCUCAUACCAACGUCUCUGAGGCUGAACUUGCAGUUUAAAUGUACCUGAAUGAUUUAAUGAAGCGUUUUAACUUAUGUAUUAUAUUUAAGCAGGUCUUUAUGCAUUCCCUUUGACCUCCAGGUGGAUGGCAGUGGGGGGUGCAGACACAAUGAACUAUUUCUGGUGUUUUUUUAUUUCCACUCCCUGUAAAAAUUUGCCGCCAUACAGCAUUUAUGGGAUAAAACUAUUUAUACUUGCCAAUUUAGACUUUUAGCUGGAAAAAAUUUCCUUUCCUUUUCUUCCCUUUUUUUUUUUUUUUUUUUUUUUUUGCACAAAGCCAAAUAACAGGUACCGAUGAGAGCCAGUGUUUUCAGUCGUGCCCAUGUCUGCAGCUUGGAUCUGUUCCUCCAUGUCUCGUCUCCUCAGCUGACUGUUAAAGAGGAUUUCUGAUGAAGCGGCGUCCACAGGCGUGUGACCACGUUUAAACCAGUGCCUGUUUAUGUUCCUGCUUCUGGGUUCGUUCAAGAAGCAUCAAAUUAAUGUCUUAAGUCUUGUCUCUGGUCUUCUGCCCUGGACGUUUUGACCUGCCACUAAUAUCUUCACCCUUCAGAGGGACAGUGUAGAGAGGACGGCUGUCCCAGGAGGCAGAAGUAGAACAUUUAAACACUCGUGUCCCGUCUGGAGUUCAGAAGCCCCUCAGAGACAGUCGGCGUGAACAACAUGGUGGCUGUUGUCUGCUGGAGACGGAGGGCGUCCAUUAUGAAUGUAUUGUACGUCUGUAAGGCGGGACACCGUUUCAGGUGGUUUGUCUUUACCAGAACUAAACGGGUCUUCGUCCUGCAGACCCGUCUGUGUGUCCGCUGUCAUCAGCGUCUCCUCGAUGUUCUGCUUCCCGUUACCGGAGACAGGCAGCGCACUCUACAGCCUAAUUAUCCCAACCCUUAGUUAAUCAUAUCUGACAGCAGCCCCCGCAUCCCUCGUCCCGUUCCUCCACACAACUGGGAGGUGACGCAGGGUGACCCCUUUUCCUCUUCAUCCGUUCUUCUCAUGGGAACUGGGUCUCGUCCGCUGGACCCACUUUCUGUGUGUUUUCUGUGUUGAGCAGAAUUUGUUUUAUUUUGUGUCCUCCUGUUUAUGUCUUUGUGUAUCGCUACACCCGCUUCAGCAGCUGAGGAGGAGGGUUUCAGUCGCUGAAAAGGUUUUAUUUAGUGAUCAUUCCCCAGCAUCACAACUGAUGCUCCAUAAAGAAAAGUGGCACUGCAUCUCCCAGGGAGCAGACUCUGGUAAUCCUUCUUGAUAAGGGCACAAAACUCAGGCUCAUUACAACAUCUGCAUGAUUCAGAAAUGGUGGAGGAAUAUCUUCUGAGAGUGGUGAGAGCCUGUCUGUGAGGAGGUCAGGUGAAUGUUUGUUUGGUUGUUCAGUUCCCUGAAAACAGAUCCAUCACUUCCUGAACAAAUCCCUUCAGCCUCAGCUGCUGAGCAAACAUCAGCCCACUAAAGAAAACUGGUAAGCAGGAGAAAUGAUGCUGUGAUUAGAAGGUAAACAGGUUUUUGCCUCUGGACGGAGGCAUUUUCACUCUUCAGCAUUAUUAAACAAAAAAAAAUGUUCUCUUCCGCUUUUAAAUGUGGCUUAAACAAAUACACUAAUGCUAAAAGGUCUGGAUCAGUUUCAGAUUUCCCGUGAAACAUGUGGAAUUUGCAAAUAAACAGGACAUCCAUGUAGUUGGAAAUUAACAUUUAAAUGGAAAAGGCGAACCUCUUCUUAGACAUCCCAGCUGUCAAACCUCCCAGGUAGUCUGAUGGGAUUUCACCCCCGUGGUUGGUGGAGCUCCAUCACUGUGGGAUUUCUGUCCCACUGUGUGUUCUUAUAUGGUUGAGUUUAUAGUUAAGUAUGUGGAGCAUCGGUUUGUUUGCAGGCUCAGACAGAGACCCGCCACUUUACUGCUGUGCUUAGAGAGGCCGGAUACCUGGUGUGGUUCGGUUUCAUCCAACACACCUGCUGCACCUGUAAAAACAAUCAGGUUUCUGUAAUGGAGUAGCCAGCACAGUUUGUGGAGACGCUCCAUGGGCCAUGAAGUAAAAAUCUGAUUAGCUUCAACAUUUGACAGAAAGCUGAUAAUCUUUUAGUCUGGGUAGUUUUAACAGCAAAUUUAAAACAAGAUUUUCAAGUGAUCCAAACAAUGGAGCUAGCUGUGGUGAAGCUGUAGCAGCCUGAAAGUGACUUUUACCCAGCAGAGAAGCUAAAAUGUUUAUAAUUAUUUAUCAGAUCUCAUUGCUGAGUUUAUUUUGGAGGCUCUUUUGUAGUUUUUUAAGCUUCAGGAAGCAUAAUAGCUGUUUUCCUAACUGUGCCUUUAUCAGGAAGUGUUACCAGUCUGCUCUGCUGGUUUCAUUGGUUUUUAACCACCAGUGCUGGGACGCUUGAUGGAGACGGUCACUGGAGCUGCAAGCAUUUGAUCACAGCUUUAUUUACUGCAGCUUCUGUCAUGCAGCUGGAUUAAUGAUGACGUGCUGAACGUGUUCUUCAUGCAGGGAUCCAAUCUGUGUGAGAUCAAGUCUGACACCCCCCAAACAUUAAUCCUGGAGGGCAACCAGUCGUUUUUAAAUCAUCCUAAAAGGGAAAAGUUUGUACAUAAUUUCAUUCUGAAAACUCAGAAGUUCAGAUCCAGAUGUGGCUGUGUGUGUGUGUGUGUGUGUGUGUGUGUGUGUGUGUGUGUGUGUGUGUGUGUCACUUCAGAGCAAGAGAAGAAAAUAAUUUAUAUAUUUUUAGAGAAAUGAAAGCUGUACUAUUUAAAAAAAACGACUGUGGCCAAUAAAGAGUCCCACAAAAGUCAAACAACGCAAGACGGAGUUGAGUCGACAUCUGCACUCACUGCCUUAUUCACAGGUUCAGCUUCACAGUUUUAAUCUGAGAAAAUGAAAAAUAAAAAAGAUUUUUUCAUUGAGGGAAAGGAAAAGCCGGUGUACAUUUAGACCCACGUCAGUUUGUACAAAUAUACCAAGUGGAAAAGAAUAUUUAUUACAUGCAUUGAAAAUUGUUUACUUAUUGAAUGUUACUUGUUUAUGUAGAAAAGUAGAUGUAAUAAAAUGCAUUCUGCUA
This is a messenger RNA of Nothobranchius furzeri (turquoise killifish), 5841 nucleotides long. Its product is annotated as E3 SUMO-protein ligase PIAS1. Gene Ontology annotation, biological process: protein sumoylation; regulation of transcription by RNA polymerase II. Lineage: Eukaryota; Metazoa; Chordata; Actinopteri; Cyprinodontiformes; Nothobranchiidae. The record is from RefSeq and is a predicted model, not a curated record. Gene Ontology annotation, molecular function: zinc ion binding; transcription coregulator activity; SUMO ligase activity. Gene Ontology annotation, cellular component: chromatin.